This is a messenger RNA of Parnassius mnemosyne (clouded apollo), 840 nucleotides long. NCBI's taxonomy places the organism in Eukaryota, Metazoa, Arthropoda, Insecta, Lepidoptera, Papilionidae. The record is from the annotation of a GenBank genome assembly.
AUGUCCGAAAAUGUAGAAAAAGUUGACAGCAGUGGUGAUGCUCGGAGACGAAUAUUAAAUAUUGCAGUUUCAACUGUGCUUUUGGAAUCUGGCUUUGAGGCUGCUGAUAAAAUGUCACUGGAAACUUUAACCGAAAUUCUACAGUGCUUUUUGACAGAAGUUGGCAACUCGGCAAGAGGGUAUUGUGAAUUAUCAGGAAGGGUUGAACCAGUGCUUGGUGAUAUAGUAAUGGCCCUAAUAAAUAUGGGUAUAAGCCUUCAGAACAUAGAACAAUAUGCAGCUCGGCCAAAUAGACAUGUAAUACAACCCCCCCAACAAGCCCCUCCACCAAGAACACCAGCUAUGUUAUCAGCAGGAUCUAAAGCAAAGCCAGCAUAUAAUAUACCAUUUCAUUUACCACCACUUCCAGAUCCUCAUGCAUACAUAAGGACUCCAACCCAUAAACAACCAGUGACAGAAUAUGAAGCUAUCAGGGAAAAAGCAGCUACACAAAAGAGAGACAUUGAAAGGGCACUCACAAAAUUCUUAGCAAAAACCAGUGAGACACAUAAUUUGUUUAAUACAGAAGAUAAUCAAGUUUUCCCAUUGAUUGCCUGUAAGCCAACAUUUCCAGCAUAUUUACCAUGUUUGUUACCAACUGAUCAGGUGUUUGAUUUUGAUGAACUGGAAUACCACUUUCAAGUUGCUAAUAGGACUGAGGAUAUGCCUACAGACAAAAAGGAUCAAUCAGAUAAUGAAGGUGAUAAUGGAGGUGACAAUGAAAAUGCAAAUAAUUCUCAAUCUGAAAAUCAAGAUACACCUGCACCAUCAAGUCCAGAAAGAAGUAAAACGGGGAGUUAG